Molecule: messenger RNA, 903 nt
Organism: Strongylus vulgaris
Lineage: Eukaryota; Metazoa; Nematoda; Chromadorea; Rhabditida; Strongylidae
Source: the annotation of a GenBank genome assembly
AUGGGUAACUCGACUUGUUGUCUCCGGAAUAAUGGUACAGUGCCGAGAGACGAAAAGAACUACGCAUAUGAAGGACAAUACACUAGAAACAAUCAGGUGGAGUUCCAAUAUGUAAAUCAGUCCUUUCCUCGCGAUGAAACAUCCACAAACUUCCUACCACAUAUCAGUGAAAGAGAGGUUCCUGAAGGUGACAUUGGAGAAGAAGACCCAUCCACUCAUCCUACGGCUCGCCCAACAUUUAUGGAACGAAGUAAAAGUGAAAUGAAAUUAAAAGACAAUCGUCGAUCUUGCUACAUGCUCGACGCUGUGGCUGGUGGUGGCAGUUUCCCUGGUGUGCUUCCGAAAAGUUUGCGGAAAUCAAGUAGCUGUAGUACUAUUUAUAUGGACGAUUCUACAAUUAGUCAACCAAAUUUGAAAAACACAAUCAAGUGUAUAUCAUUGGCUAUAUACUAUCAUAUUGCCAAUCGAAAGAAUCGUUCGCAUGAGAGAUUGAUGGAGAUUUUUGAGGAGCGUCUUCAUCCCAUUACUCGCGAAGCUUUACCACCUGAGCUGAUGACCAAAGAUCCGGACCAUAGGCAAAUUUACCGAUUCGUUCGUACAUUAUUCCACUCAGCUCAGUUGACUGCUGAGUGCGCUAUUAUAACCUUGGUAAGUGCAACUAAUGCCUUCACUCUCCUUGGAACACUGUCUACAUCACUCCUUCAGGUAUACAUAGAACGCCUGUUAAAUUAUGCUGAAAUGGAUCUAUGUCCUUCGAACUGGCGAAGAGUCGUUUUGGGAGCAAUUAUGUUGGCGUCAAAGGUUUGGGACGAUCAAGCUGUAUGGAACGUCGACUACUGUCAAAUAUUGCGAGACACCAAUGUGGACGACAUGUGGGUUACUUCUACCUUUACCUUUUUUUAA